UUAGAACCUAAACAAGUUAAGGAAGGAUCACCUGUUCUUCUUCAAGCAACUAUUACUGGAAAACCAAGACCUAAUUUUGUUUGGUUGAAAGACAAUCAACCAUUGACAGCUGGAAAUCGUCUUCGUACACGUUACGAUAUUGCUACAAAACAAGUUUUACUACAAAUUAAUGAUGUUCGUCCACAAGAUGUUGGUGAAUAUCGUGUCAUUGCAACAAAUCCAGCUGGUAAAGAUUCGACUGUAGGUUCACUAAAUGUUGUACCAGAUAAACCAGGUGUUGAUGAGCGACCAUUUGUACCACAAGAUAAAUUUCGUAGUUUGGAAGCUCCUGAAGGAAAAGGACCACGACCAUUAGAGAUAGUACCUGGUGUUGAUAUUCAACCAUUUGUUUCACCAGAUAAGUUCCGUAAACUAGAUCAUGUUGAACCAUCGGCGAAACAAAUCGAAGAAGUACCAGAACCUAAACGACCACCACGAGUCAUUGUACCAUUAAGCAAUUGUGAACUGGAAGAACUCAUGCCUGUGAUACUGACAACAACAAUUGAUGCUGGUGUUCCAAUGGCUACAGUACGGAUUGUUUUUCAUUCUCUCUUUAGUGAUUAGGAAUUUUAUUUAGCUGAGUUUUGAUUGAAAGAAACAUAUAGGAAGAUGGAUUAAAAUUUCUCAUGAGCCACUUGUCGUCUAAUAAGAGUACUUGAUUAGAAAUAGUAUUAUUCCUAUGAGGUAUCGCUAUGAUUUCAAAUAUCAUAGUCAUUGAAUUAUAUGCGGAAGGAAAGCUCAUGCAAAAUGGGAUUCAGGAGUAUAAGUUGCCACUCAUUGUGUGAUUAUCUGCUUAUAUCGUCAUGGUAAGUGACACAUUACAGAUACAAAAUUAGACAUUUCCAAGAGUGGCCAAUUCCUAAAACAUCAUGUUUUUUCGCCCCCCCCCCAGUUUGUAUAGACGUCUCUUCGCUGAUGAUCUUGGUAGAAAAGGUUUUAUUUUGAUCUUUAGAUAAUGAUGCUAAGAUCUAAAUGCUGACAAUUUCAAGCUGCUGUGAACUAUAGAACUAAGAUGUUUUGAGUAUUAGGACGUUAGGAUCACUAUAUAUUGAUCAAAGCAAAAUUUGCCACCAAAAUGAUGAGAGUAAAGAGCUCUAUUAAGUAUCAAAGGCGAAUGUGCCUGAUGUUUUAAGAGUUCGCUACGGUUGUAAAUGCCCAAUUAAUUAUGUACCUAAAAUUUACAACUUUCCGUUAUUCUAUAGCCCAUUCUCAUGUAAUUAGUAACCGCUUGUACUCCAAAAUUCCAUUCUUCACGAGCUUUCAUUCGACAUAUAACACAGUGAUUAUGCUAUUUCAAAUCAUAGCAAUCUCUCUAGAAUAAUAAUAGUAUUUCUAACCGAGUACAUCGAUAUCACUGGUUGCUUCUUGUUUCGAAGUUUUUUUGACAAUGUUAUGAAGUUUCAGUCUUUUCAGUUUUGUUCUCUUUUAAUCAUUUUGCGAAAUUUCAUUUUCAAUUAACGUUUAUGCCUGUAUUCCGACACUCAAAGAACAUCUCUGCAGCUAAUGGAUUUUCUAUGAAUGUACAAGCAGAGAAUACUGUUUCUUAUUUGGCUGUUCGGAGUACAGAUAAACUGAUGAUCGUUCGAGUACAACUUUAUCGUACGGCAUGUGUACUUCCUAUUUCAUACCUACGAAUGGAAAAGACAACUCAUAAAUAAUGUGCUUAAGAAAAGAGGUACUACAAGACAACAAGAAACAAAUAUCAAUAUGCAAGAACAUGCAGGCUAAAAGAUCACCGUAAAAUAUCAAUGAACUACUGCCCGUCAAAUACAAACGUAAUCAAACAUGACUUUAUACAGUUUCUCGUAAUGCUCACACGGCAUUUGUUACCUUGAAUUAUGACGCAAGAAGUCAUGUCAUUCUAAUUUAUACUUAUAAUUGGCAUGAACAGUGAAUGAAAUACCAUUGUCUUAAGCACUCGAUAAUAUAGACGUAAUCUUCAGUUGUGAAGCGAUCAAACUUCAUUUCCAUAGCUUUUCUUUCACAUUAGUACUCAUAUAAAUUUUUUUAUCCAAAUAUACUUUUCUACC
Messenger RNA from Rotaria sp. Silwood1, 2069 nucleotides. NCBI's taxonomy places the organism in Eukaryota, Metazoa, Rotifera, Eurotatoria, Philodinida, Philodinidae. The record is from the annotation of a GenBank genome assembly.